Messenger RNA from Etheostoma spectabile (orangethroat darter), 3953 nucleotides. It is a transcript of the gene myo3b, whose product is annotated as myosin IIIB. The transcript is spliced from 36 exons. Gene Ontology annotation, molecular function: ATP binding; protein serine/threonine kinase activity; protein binding. Gene Ontology annotation, cellular component: filopodium tip; myosin complex; photoreceptor inner segment. The record is from RefSeq and is a predicted model, not a curated record. The annotation marks the transcript as partial. NCBI's taxonomy places the organism in Eukaryota, Metazoa, Chordata, Actinopteri, Perciformes, Percidae. Gene Ontology annotation, biological process: regulation of actin filament length; sensory perception of sound; positive regulation of filopodium assembly.
UGUGACUUGUCUCAGCAUGCGAGCCAUUCAAACAGAGAUGUGGACGAGGAAAUUGAGGCAGAAUACAACAUCUUGAGGUCCCUGUCCAACCAUCCUAAUGUGGUGAAGUUUUAUGGCAUGUUCUAUAAGUCGGACAAAGUAUCAGGUGGCCAACUUUGGCUGGUCCUUGAGCUGUGCAAUGGCGGCUCUGUCACAGAACUCAUCAAAGGCCUGCUCAUGCGAGGCCAGUGUCUGCAGGAGCCGGUUAUCUCAUACAUCUUAUACAGUGCCCUCUUGGGUCUUCAGCAUUUGCACAACAACCGGAUUAUCCAUCGUGACGUCAAGGGCAACAACAUCCUCCUGACAACUGAGGGAGGAGUCAAACUGGUUGACUUUGGUGUUUCAGCUCAGCUGACCAGUGCACGAUUGCGGAGGAACACAUCAGUCGGGACUCCGUUUUGGAUGGCUCCUGAGGUCAUAGCCUGUGAACAGCAGUACGACUACUCCUACGAUGCCCGCUGUGAUGUGUGGUCGCUCGGCAUCACAGCCAUCGAGCUGGCAGACGGAGAUCCCCCGCUGGCUGAGAUGCAUCCAGUUAAAGCACUCUUCAAAAUCCCUCGAAAUCCCUCCCCUACAUUACGAAAUCCAGAGCAGUGGUGCAGAAGUUUUUGCCAUUUCAUCAGCCAGUGUCUGAUAAAGGAUUUUGAAGCACGUCCAUCCGUGACGCACCUCCUAGAGCAUCCCUUCAUCAAGCAGGCCCACGGCAAAGAUGUUGUACUACCACAGCAGUUAGCUGCUCUCAUCCAGGAACAGCAAGAACUGGGCUGCAAAAUCAAAACCAAGCAGGAGCGGAUCAAUACUCGUAAAACCCUCAUAAUAGAGAGUUGUCCUGAUGAUGAUCUGGUAAACCUGGAGUUCUUAGAUGAGGAGACAAUAAUCAGCCAUCUCCAGAAGCGGUAUGAUGAGCUGCAGGUGUACACUUACGUUGGAGACAUCCUCAUCGCUCUCAAUCCUUUCCAGAAUCUCAGCAUCUACUCUCCCCAGUUCUCUAAGCUAUACCACGGUGUGAAGCGGGCUGACAACCCUCCACACAUCUUUGCUACUGCAGAUGCAGCCUACAGAGGCAUGGUGACAUUCUGCAAAGACCAGUGCAUUAUAAUCAGCGGUGAGAGUGGUGCGGGAAAAACAGAGAGCGCUCAUUUGAUUGUUCAACAUCUUACCUUCUUGGGAAAGGCUAACAAUCGGACGCUGCGGGAGAAGAUCUUGCAGGUGAACCCCCUUGUAGAGGCCUUUGGGAACGCCUGCACAGCUAUCAAUGACAACUCCAGUCGCUUUGGCAAAUACCUGGAGAUGAAGUUCACACCCACUGGAGCGGUCAUCGGGGCCAAGAUAUCCGAGUACCUGCUGGAGAAGUCGAGGGUCAUCAAACAGGCUAUGGGGGAGAAAAACUUCCACAUAUUUUAUUACAUAUACGCUGGGCUUUACCACCAAGACAAGCUGAAGACUUACAGGCUACCAGACAGGACACCUCCCAGGUAUAUUGACAGCCAGCACCGCAAAGUGAUGCAAGACAUUGUCUCCAGCAAACUGUACACGGAGCAGUUUGACGCAAUUCAGGAGUGCUUCCGAAAUAUUGGCUUUACUGAAGAGGAGGUCAACUCUGUUUACCGAAUUCUCUCAGCCAUUUUGAACACCGGCAAUAUUGAAUUUGCUUCCAUCACAUCCCAACACCAGACUGAUAAGAGUGAAGUGCCUAACUCGGCGGCCUUAGAGAAUGCUGCAUCUCUCCUCAGCAUCGGCACUGAGGAACUCCAGGAGGCGCUGACCUCCCAGUGUGUGGUUACCCGGGGCGAGACCAUCAUCCGCACCAACACAGUGGACAAAGCCGCUGAUGUCCGUGACGCCAUGUCCAAGGCCUUGUACGGACGCCUCUUUAGCUGGAUAGUCAACCGCAUCAACUCCCUACUGCAACCUGACAUGAAUAUCUGUGCCGCAGAGAGCGGCAUGAAUGUGGGAAUCCUGGACAUAUUUGGAUUUGAAAACUUCAAGAAGAACUCAUUUGAACAACUGUGCAUCAACAUUGCAAACGAGCAGAUCCAGUUUUACUUCAACCAGCACAUUUUUGCCCUUGAACAGAUGGAAUACCAGAGCGAGGGGGUGGAUGCCAGCCUGGUGGAGUACGAGGACAACAGGCCCAUCCUGGACAUGUUCCUGCAGAAGCCCAUGGGUCUGCUGUCCCUGAUGGACGAGGAGAGUCGCUUCCCUCAGGCCACUGACCAGACUUUAGUGGAUAAAUUUGAGGACAAUUUGCGCUGCAAGUACUUUUGGAUACCUAAACGUGUGGAGCUUUGUUUUGGGAUUCAGCAUUAUGCAGGAAAGGUAAUGUACAAUGUGAAUGGCUUUUUGGGGAAGAACAGGGACACUCUUCCUGCAGACAUCGUCGUAGUUCUGAGAACAUCAGAGAACAAACUUUUGCAGCAGCUGUUCUCUAGCCCCUUGACUAAAACAGGAAAUCUGGCGAUGUCCCGAGCCCGAAUCACAGCUGCCUCCAGAUCUCUGCCACCGCAGCGUGGUUCAGGGCACACCAAGUCUCCCAAAUACCUAUUGAAGCGACAACCUACCCUCCUUUUUCCCCGUUACUCCCUGAUGGACUUGCUGUCUAAGAUGGUGGUGGGUCAGCCACACUUUGUGCGCUGCAUCAAACCCAACGAUGACAGGCAGGGACUGCGCUUCUGCAAGGAGAGGGUGAUGUUGCAGCUGCGCUACACCGGAAUCCUGGAAACAGUGAACAUCCGUCGGCAAGGCUACUCCCACCGCAUCCUGUUUGAAGAGUUUGUCAGCAGAUAUUACUACCUUGCGUUUCGGGCUCACCAGAUGCCUGAGACCAGCAAAGAGAACGUUGUCGCCAUACUGGAGCGGGCCAAACUGGAAGCCUGGGUGCUGGGGAAGACAAAGGUUUUUCUUAGGUACUACCAUGUGGAGCAGCUGAACCUGCUGCUGAGGGAGGUGAUGGCUCGGGUGGUGGUGAUGCAAGCUUACACUAAAGGCUGGCUGGGCGCCCGACGUUACCGGAAAGUGAAGCAGAAGAGAAACCGUAUGGCUGUCAUCAUCCAGUCAGCCUGGAGGGGCUAUGUUGCUCGGCAGAACCUCAUGCAGAUAAAAAAAGAGCGGGAAGAGGCCGCUAUCUGCAUUCAGUCAGCUUACAGGGGCCAUCGGGUGCGUCGGGACCGUGUACCCCAUGGGCACAUAUGUCACCCUGAGGCUGGAGGAAAGACCACCAAGGAGGAGCAUACGGGGUCUAACAGCCUAGAAAGCAAGGAGGCACAUACGGAUCACAUUCAUAGAGGAAAUCGGAGAAGACAGGGUGGUACGGGAACGAGAGAAUCAAAAGGCUGGAAAUUCACGGCUGAGAAUAAAUGCUCGCUCUUCCCUGAGGUUGGCCUCGACAGCCUCGACAGACAAGUGAAAGACUUCAAGAGAGACAAAGGCAGAGCAGAAGACAGUGUAACGAAGCCUUGCAGGGAGACAGCUAGACUGCGAGACAUGCAGUGUAAACAAGGUCCAGUUAUGAAGCUGCAGCAGAGAACUCCUCGCCGGCGGGGCCAGCAGCCCAAGCUGCUCAAUAGCCCCGAAGACAGCCUGUACUACAACCAGCUAAAUAGAACUCUGGAUUACCAGGGGAGCAAGAGGAAGCCGAGAAAACUUGGUCAAAUCAAAGUGCUGGAUGGAGAAGAUGAGUACUACAAAUUACUGUCAACUGUGGAGUCAAUCCCUGAGGAAGAGAACGCAACCGCCCCCCCCUCCCACUCUUUCUAGUGGGCUUCUUGUCAGUCAGAGCUGAGCCUUACAACCAUGUCAACCGAUUGCCUUCUUCAACUUUGAACUGGACCUUAACCAAAACGAACUCGGCAACCCCCUUUAUAUCUGUUGUAAAUGUAUAUUUAUUUCUAGUAAACCAACAUUUUAUAUGAAUC